Molecule: messenger RNA, 639 nt
Organism: Candidozyma duobushaemuli
Lineage: Eukaryota; Fungi; Ascomycota; Pichiomycetes; Serinales; Metschnikowiaceae
Gene: TRS33
Product: Trs33p
Exons: 1
Coding region: 1-639 (212 amino acids)
Biological process (GO): endoplasmic reticulum to Golgi vesicle-mediated transport; regulation of GTPase activity
Cellular component (GO): cis-Golgi network; TRAPP complex; trans-Golgi network
Source: RefSeq, a predicted model, not a curated record
AUGGACGUGCUAGAUUCCCAAAAACAAGUCAAUGGCGUUUGCCUCGACUUGCUUCUUCAAGAAAUCGUGCCACUUUCGUUACGAGUGUCCCACCUCACCGGUGAAAAAAGGCAACUGCAAGACCAUACCACAGACUCCCAGACAAGAAUAGACACUCCUCUUCUGCGAUUGCCGGAUGACUUGCCUGGUAAAGUUGCCAUUUUCGAAUCCGAGCACUUGAGUCAAGAUGAGGCCACGUUGAGGAUUGAGUCAUACGGGUAUGCCACUGGUCUUCGUCUCACUGAGGUGUUGAUGUACAAGACAGCGGGCCAGCUUAACAAGAUUGUUGAUAUCUUGGACAUCAUGAAGUUCGUGUGCCGGGAUGUCUGGAAGAGUCUAUUCAAUAAGCAGAUGGACAACCUCCGAACGAACCACAGAGGUACGUUUGUGCUUAUAGAUAACGACCACAGGCUUAUCUCUGGAUUGAACAGCUCCAAGGGCCUUCCAGACUCUAUCAAUAAGGCACGUACGUAUCUAUGGUUCUCAUGUGGUCUCAUUCGUGGAGUUUUGAUGAGCUUUGGUAUUGAAGCAUAUGUUGCGGCUGAGAUUUCCCAGUUCCCUGCGGUGAUCUUCAACAUCCAGACCACCAUCAACAACUAG